Molecule: messenger RNA, 1270 nt
Organism: Diabrotica virgifera virgifera (western corn rootworm)
Lineage: Eukaryota; Metazoa; Arthropoda; Insecta; Coleoptera; Chrysomelidae
Exons: 2
Coding region: 31-1248 (405 amino acids)
Source: RefSeq, a predicted model, not a curated record
AAUUAUGAUCUUUUUUCAUAUCAUUACAACAUGUACAAAGUUUUAGAUGAAAAAACCAAAAAUGAUAUAUUUUCGUACAUCGAAAGAACUGUGGAAGAUGCAAAUUUUUUCGAAUAUAAAAUAGAUUUUAAAGUAUUGCCAAAUUUGUACAGAUUUGAAGGUGAACGGCUUAUAGUUUCGACACAUAUAAAGGGAGUUGAUUAUCUGAAGAACAAGUUAUGUCUGGAUUUAACUCUUAAAAUAAGUGAAAAAUGUGAAAGUGACAACGUUUUAAGGCAAUUUUUUAAAAGGGAGCAAUACCUUUUCCAACACAUAACACGCUUUUUAAUGCAAUUAUGUAGGAAAAGGAAAGUAAGAUAUCCUGCCUUUCCUUUUCCCAUGUGUUUUAAGAUGUUUUCUACAGAUGACAGGGAUGUGUUAGUUUAUAAUAACUUGUUUUCAAUGGGAUUCCAACCGAUUCAUAGUAGAUCAUUUUCACCCAUUACAAUUAACGUAAUUUUACGACAAUUGGCCGAAUUUCAUGCCCUUUCCUUUUCUGCAUUUGAUCAGUGCACCGAAGAGUUUCAAGAACUGUUAUCAAAGUGGUUACCAGAUAUUAAAUCUUUACUUGCAUCCUUAAAUCUUGAAGAUAACUUAAAAACAGGUCUACAAGUUGUUGCAGAUAUGUUGAUGGAAGAAAAAAGAUUUGAUCUGAAGGAGAAAAUGGAGAAGGAUUUAAAAGAUGGCUUUCUCGCUAUUGCUAACAAAGUGUUGUCAGAAGUCCCUGAGGAAGCUGUAAUAAUUCACGGAGAUUUCUGGUAUCAUAAUAUUUUAAUUUUAUACGAGAGGAACAAUCCGGACGUUGUAAAAGAUCUAAAGUUUAUAUCCUGGCAGAUGUCAACUGUUCAUUCUCCCGUACUAGAUUUGGCAUAUUUCCUGUAUUUUAUCUAUUCCGAAGACAUACAUCAAAAUUUUGAAACUUACGUAGAAUAUUACUAUAGGGAAUUUUGUAACUUCGUGGGAAGGAUAGGAAGUGAUCCAACGAAGUUUCCAUUUUUGACUCUCUUAGACCAUUUUAAGAGAUAUUCGAUAAUGCCAUUGCUGGUUGCUAUUGGUGGAAUCCCAUUAAUAACAGUUGAUCAGCUUGAUCCAGAUAAUGAGGAUUUCGAACCUAUUACUUACUCCAGUCUUAAAGAUGAUGUCAAGAAUAUUAUUAAAAAGAAAAUACUUGGUAUUCUGGAAUUACAUUAUAAGUAUUUUGGAGACUAGUUUAAUAAAAUAUUAUCAUAAA